UUCCACGAUCAACGUCAUGCUAAAAAUGUUUUACCAUUACUGGCACCUUAACGGCCUUAACCCCCAGGAAGAGGAAAGCUCGCAGCAUCAUUGGUUCCCUGGCCAUCUCUGACAUCAAAUGAAGGUCCUCCAAUCACAUUGCCUUCUAUUGGGAAAAACCGUCUCCCGUUUCUCCUUCUCAAAUUCAUCAUCAACCCCACCCCCGUCUUUGCGGGGUGCGUAGCACGUGGAAGGCAUCAGUCAGUUACAAAAAGAAACGGCAGCUGAAUCACUGCGUUUUCUUCAUCCCACGUCUCACCCUCCCCGCUUCGCUCUUCUCAGCUAUGGCCAAGCUCGCUCGUGUCGAAGACAGACCAACGCCGCCAGAAGCAUACUCCUGGCGAGUGUACGUCAAUGCUCUGAUUGCUACCUUUGCGGCCAUUAUGAUUGGAUACGACUCGGCCUUCAUUGGCACGUCUAUAUCGUUGACCUCGUUCAAGACAGAGUUCGACCUCCUUGACAAGUCAACGCCCGAGCUGGACUUGAUUUCCGCCAACAUCGUCUCCAUGUACCAAGCAGGGUGCUUUUUCGGCGCUAUCUUCGGUUAUCCUAUUGGUUAUUUUUAUGGACGCAAAUUUGGAUUGAUGAUCACCGGGGCGGUUUUCUGCGUCGGCGCGGCCUUGCAGGUCGUUGCAUCAUCCCAUACCGGACUUGGAAUUAUGUACGCUGGACGAGUCAUUGUCGGUCUGGCUAUUGGAGUUGCAUCUAAUCUGGCGCCUAUAUAUGUGGCCGAAAUUUCUCCUCCUGCUAUUCGUGGACGUCUUGUCGGUUUGUAUGAGAUGUGCUGGCAAAUCGGAGGUGUCAUUGGUUUCUGGAUUAAUUAUGGCGUCACGGAGCACAUUGCCCCCAGCCACAAACAGUGGAUCAUUGCAUUUGCCGUGCAGCUUAUUCCCGGAGGAUUGUUAUUAAUUGGGACUCCCUUAAUGACUGAAUCGCCUCGCUUCCUUGUCACUCGUGAUCGCAAUGGGCAGGCGUUGAGAAAUCUCAGCUAUCUACGCAAUCUCCCUCAUGAUGCACCCUACAUCGUUCAAGAGUUCAGCGAGAUCGAAGCAGCGGUUGCACACGAACGAAGUUUGGCCGGAGCAGGGUUCUUUGGGCCAGUCAGGACUGUAAUGGCAGACGUGAAGCUGAUUCAGCGACUUCUCCUUGGAAUCAGUCUUUUUGCAUGGCAGAACGCCACCGGUAUCAACGCAAUCAACUACUAUUCCCCGACUAUCUUCAAAUCAAUCGGAAUUACCGGAUCAAGUACCUCACUUCUGACCACCGGUGUCUACGGUCUCAUUAAACUUGUUUGCGCAAUGAUCUGGUUGCUCUACCUCGUUGAUCAGUUGGGCCGCCGUAUUCUGCUAAUCAUCGGUUCCGCGGGUGGUGCGGUAUGCAUGUAUUAUAUCGGAGCGUAUAUUGCUGUUGCCGACCCACAAUCGAGUUCGACACAUACUGUUGAUGCUGGAGGGAAAAGUGCCGUUGCUUUCUUUUACCUUUGGACCAUCUUCUACUCUCCAAGCUGGAACGGCACUCCUUGGGUCGUUGGCGCUGAAAUCUUUCCCCAACAUGUUCGCACGUUCACCCAAGCGUGCAUGGCUGCAGGGAACUGGCUGUUUGCUUUCCUCAUUGCGCGAUUCACGCCUCAAAUGUUCACUUCGAUGGGCUACGGUGUAUAUCUCUUCUUCGCCAGCUUGAUGGUGAUAUCCAUCUUCUACAUUUUCUUCCUUCUACCCGAGACGAAGCAAGUACCGCUUGAGCGCAUGGACGAAUUAUUCGCUCCUGAUGUCAAGGCUUGGAAUGCCCACGCAAUUGUCACCGGACGUAUGAAAGACCAUUACUACGAAGCGGAGCAGGGAAAAGUACACCGGGACCGGUUAUCCCCGGAAUUAAAGAGUGAGGAAGAGCAGGUGGAACGGGUGACGCUCUCAGGAUGAUCACCUCACUACCGUCUCAGUCUACCUGUCCAAUGACCUCAAAUGUAGUAUUAUCAUUACUUAUUGUAGAAUUCAAUCAACACGCUCCACUUUUUUGACGUAGGACACAAGGAAUAUCAGGAUUCAUUUGACGACUCG
Desarmillaria tabescens is the source of this 2096-nucleotide messenger RNA. RefSeq names its product general substrate transporter. NCBI's taxonomy places the organism in Eukaryota, Fungi, Basidiomycota, Agaricomycetes, Agaricales, Physalacriaceae. Gene Ontology annotation, biological process: carbohydrate transport; transmembrane transport. The record is from RefSeq and is a predicted model, not a curated record. Bases 324 to 1958 code for a protein of 544 amino acids. The transcript is spliced from 13 exons. Gene Ontology annotation, cellular component: membrane. Gene Ontology annotation, molecular function: carbohydrate:proton symporter activity.